Paraglomus occultum is the source of this 681-nucleotide messenger RNA. The record is from the annotation of a GenBank genome assembly. NCBI's taxonomy places the organism in Eukaryota, Fungi, Glomeromycota, Glomeromycetes, Paraglomerales, Paraglomeraceae.
AUGGCGCAACCUCCCAAGCCACUGUCAAAAGAUUAUGCUAACUACGAAACGUCUCAAAUAACGGCAGCGUAUCCAAUGACUGGUGUACCUGUAAACUCUGGUUAUGUGUAUACCUCUAGCGUUUCUUCUAGUAAACCGACUCAACCCGUAGCAGUUUAUCCGACUCAUCCGCAAGUAACAUCCAAUCAUGUGUACGCCUCUAGCGUUUCUUCCAAUAAACCGACUCAACCCGUAGCAGUUUAUUCGACUCAGCCCGUAGCGGCUUAUCCAACUCAGCCCGUAUCAGCUUAUCCGACUCAACCGCAGGUGCCGGUUGUUCCUCCUGCAUAUAACAAUGUCAAUCCUAACAUCCGGGGAGCAGUUAAUCCUACGCCAAGGCCACCAUACGUGAUUGUAACAAGAAGGGAUGGAUGCGGAUGUAAUUGGGAAGUUUCUGUCACAGUAGUGGCUGUUUUGUUGAUGUUGGUCGGAAGUAUAAUGUUAGGCGUUGGGCUAUCGAAUUGCGCUUACGUUUGUUAUGUGGAGGACUAUGACUUGUAUGUUGCUGGUGCUGCACUCCUGGCUAUAGGAAUUGUCACGGCUAUAUGUAUUUUAGUCGCAUUUUUGGCUCGUCGCAGUCGGGCACCUACCACGACUGUGCAUUCUAUUCAACCGACCAUGCAAUCGUUCCAGCACUAUUAA